AUGCAUUACAAGAAAUUUCAGAAACAAUCAUUUUAUAAGAACCACAGUUUCGCAUAUUCGCCGAGAUAUUCGCAUAUCAACAAGCCUUUUUUUGAAGAUCGUCCAAUUCCAACUAGAUAUUUGGAAAAGAUAUGUUUACCAAGAGAAAGCAAAAUACGGUCGAGAUCAUCAAGAAGCUCAGAAGAAGACGAAAGAUGUCAAGGAAAAUACUUGAAACAUAUUUUCAAUGCUCUCAAGAACAAAACUAGCACCGAAUUAGCAACGUUCAUCAAUAUUAAUUCAAUACCCAAUGAAAUAGAAUACGAACUUUCUUGUAUUUCGUUUUUAGAUGAACCUUCUAAAAGUGUAAUUCCAUGUGAUACUUAUGAAACGUAUACGGUGAAUACAAUAAACAAGCAAGUUGGAUGUGAUUGUUCUUCUGAAGAUGGCAUUAUUUCGAACAAUAGCCGUACUAGAGGUUCAGACCAUAUCGUCCCGAAUUUCAGAGUUGCAGUUGGAAAUGAAAAAGAAUCUGAAGAAAAGGUCGAUUUGAAUACAAACUUGGAACCCCAAAAAAACAAUUACAGUGAGGGGCAGCCAUCAAAUAAGAAGAAAUAUCAUCCAUACAGAGAAGUGUAUGAAGAGAAAGCAGAAGAAAAGGGAGGUUUUCUAAACGCAGUGCUGUCCCUAUUUAAAAGUAAAAAAGAAAGUAAAACUUGCAAUUGCGAAAUACAAUUGGAACCGAUAUUCCGAAACAACAAAUGUAAAUGUUCAGAAACUGUCGUUAAAUUAGAGAAACCAAAUAAUAAAUCGAAAGACCGAAACAUUAAGUGCAAAUGUUCUGAAACGAUAGUCAAAUUGGAUAAAAAGUUCGCUAAAAGCAAAUUGGAAAAUUUUUAUAUGUUAGACCGAUAUAAAUGUGAACAAUGCGGAUUAAUCGAUCUGGAUAAGUUGGACCAUCGGUGUCCUAACUUGAAUUUAGAUGACGAUGCUUUGAUAUCGAUGCUCAAGUUGGAGGCGAAUCAUAAUUUUAACAAUCUUGGAACUAUUCAACAGCAGUUAAAAGACCAGAUUAAAAAGAUAGACGAAUUACAUAGAAAGUACGACAGUUUGAUGAAAAUCGUAAAAGAUAAACUAUCUAGAGGAGAUCUGGCGGAUAUAUCGACUGAAACUAUGGGUACUAGAAACCAAAGUUCUCAGCUAACCUCUAGUUGCACUUGUCCACCGAAAAAGAAAUCGAGCAUAUUUGUGAGACUGUUCAAAAAAUCGAAAUGCGAUGCUAGCUGCAAAUGUUGCAUUACACCAAUACUGGACAAAUCCAAAUGUAAAUACUAUUUAGAAAAGAAAAAUUCCAAAAAGAAGAAGGAAAAGGGCAGUAAAACCAGCAGCAAAACGAGCACAGCCGAUGAGAAGAAAGAGAAGAAGAAAAGAGAUAAAGAGAAGAAGAAAAAAGAUAAAGAGAACAAGAAGAAAGACAAGAAGUAA
Psylliodes chrysocephalus is the source of this 1464-nucleotide messenger RNA. The record is from the annotation of a GenBank genome assembly. NCBI's taxonomy places the organism in Eukaryota, Metazoa, Arthropoda, Insecta, Coleoptera, Chrysomelidae.